AUGGCGUCGGAGCUACCUUUCAAGUUAAACAACAAGGAUAUAUUCCGCGAUCAUGCUCUCGUCAAUGGCAAGUGGGUGGAAGCCCAAUCCCAAAAACGUUUCGAUGUUGUCGAUCCUGGUACUGGCAAAACGUGGGCUACGGCUCCUGAUAAUGGACCUGAGGAUGUAGACAAGACUGUCCAAGCUGCGCAGACGGCGUUUGAGUCUUAUCGCAAGGUCAACCCACGAACCAGGGCACAAUGGCUUUUAAAGUGGGAUGCACUUAUCCGCGAACAUAGAGAUGACAUUGCAAAGAUUGUGACUUAUGAGACUGGAAAACCACUCGCUGAGAGUCAGGGAGAGCUAGACUAUGCUCUAGGAUUUACUUGGUGGUUUGCAGGAGAGGCUGAGAGGAUCCAAGGAACGAUUUCUACGCCUGCGGCUCCGGGUCGUCGUGUCUUUACCAUCAAGCAGCCUAUUGGUGUUGCUGUGGCAUUGACACCAUGGAACUUCCCCAUCGCAAUGAUCUUGCGUAAAGCGGGAGCAGCUUUGGCGGCAGGCUGCACUAUGAUUGUUAAGCCAUCGCCAGAGACGCCUUUCUCGGUCUUGACUUUGGGCUACCUGGCUCUGCAAGCAGGCUUUCCUCCUGGUGUGUUCAAUGUUUUGACUACUAGUCUCGAUAACACUCCAUCGUUGUCUGAAGCUUUGUGUCGACAUGAGCUUGUGAAAAAGGUCACCUUCACAGGUAGCACUCGUGUAGGUAAAUUGGUAGCCAAGAUCUGCUCCGACGGUUUGAAAAAAGUGACACUCGAGCUUGGUGGCAACUGCCCCUUCCUCGUCUUCGAGGAUGCAGAUUUGGAACAAGCAGCUAAUGCACUCAUGGCACUAAAAUGGCGCCACGCAGGCCAAGCCUGCAUAACCGCCAACCGCGUCUAUGUUCAAAAAUCAAUCUACAAGCAAUUCACCGACCUGAUAGUCCAAAAGACCAAAGGGCUCGUCAUGGGCCACGGCAGCGAGUCCACCACAACCCUAGGUCCCGUAACCACCUCCCGCGGCCUCGACAAAGCCGAAUCCCAAGUCAAAGACGCCGUCUCCCAAGGAGGAAAACUGCUACUUGGUAGUGGGGAACGAAAGAAAGAUGCAGGUGGUUAUUUCUUUGAGCCCGCGAUUAUUGGCGAUGCGCAUAAGGAAAUGUUGAUUGCGAGUGAAGAGACUUUUGCGCCUGUGCUUGCUAUAUUUGCUUUUGAGACUGAGGAAGAGGCGGUGGAGAGGGCGAAUAACACUAGUAUGGGAUUGGCGAGUUAUUUCUUUACUAAGAAUGUUGAUAGGACUUGGAGGUUGUUUGAGAAUCUUGAGGCUGGUAUGAUUGGUAUCAACACUGGCAACUCGUCUGCUGCGGAGAGUCCGUUCGGAGGUAUCAAGGAAAGUGGUUAUGGAAAGGAGUCGGGCAAGGAUGUUGCGGUCAAUGAGUACCUGAUCACAAAGACAGGCACCUUUACUUUGGACGGCCAAUACUAG
Molecule: messenger RNA, 1497 nt
Organism: Aureobasidium melanogenum CBS 110374
Lineage: Eukaryota; Fungi; Ascomycota; Dothideomycetes; Dothideales; Saccotheciaceae
Product: aldehyde dehydrogenase
Exons: 6
Coding region: 1-1497 (498 amino acids)
Molecular function (GO): succinate-semialdehyde dehydrogenase (NAD+) activity
Source: RefSeq, a predicted model, not a curated record